Molecule: messenger RNA, 1707 nt
Organism: Paraphaeosphaeria sporulosa
Lineage: Eukaryota; Fungi; Ascomycota; Dothideomycetes; Pleosporales; Didymosphaeriaceae
Product: MFS general substrate transporter
Exons: 4
Coding region: 43-1707 (554 amino acids)
Biological process (GO): transmembrane transport
Molecular function (GO): transmembrane transporter activity
Source: RefSeq, a predicted model, not a curated record
CCAGUUUGCAAAGAAAUCCCACUGUAAACUCCCAGUAUCUCUAUGUCUGCCACAAUCCAAGACCAAGGCGAUGUUGCUGCAGGCGAGAAGCGAAUCGAAAGUCAGGGUUUGACGGCAACAGAAGCGCUCGAAACCAAUGAAUCCACAGACGAACAAACCACCGUUUACUUGGAUGGCUGGGCACUUUGGAGUUUGACAUUUGCCUUGACAAGUACGGCAUUCAUGUUGUCUCUCGAUAACACCAUCUUGGCAACUGCUAUUCCCCGCAUCACCAGUGAUUUCAAGAGCCUCAAUGACAUUGGCUGGUAUGCCUCCGCCUACAGAAUCACGCAGAUGGCUCUGCUGCCUACAUGUGGUCGUAUUUUCACUCUAUACGACGUCAAAUGGUCCUACACCAUUUUACUACUCGUCUUUGAACUUGGCUCUAUUGUUUGUGCCGUCGCCCAGAACUCGAUAACACUCAUUGUAGGCCGCGCCGUCGCAGGCAUAGGGGCUGCGGGGUCGAUGGGUGGCGCUGCCAUUAUCGUAUCAUACUGCGUCCCCUUGGGGAAGCGUCCUGUACUCAUGGGUGUCAUCUCACUCAUGUACGGAAUCGGAUCGAUCUUGGGACCGCUAGUUGGUGGUAUUUUUACCGACAAUGCCACCUUGACAUGGCGAUUCUGCUUCUGGAUUAAUCUUCCAUUUGGGGCUAUUGCACUCGCCCAGAUAUGGUACACACUCCAAACACCUCCUCCAGCGGUUAAAGCAGAACUGCCACCCAGGGAAAAGAUACGCCAACUGGAUCUACCAGGGGCCACCAUUCUCAUCGGAUCCGUGGUGUGCCUACUGCUUGCUCUUCAAUGGGGCGGGAUUGUGUAUCCAUGGUCCGAUGCAAAAGUAUAUGGUUGUUUCAUCGGCUUCGCAUUGAUGCUUGUCCUAUUCGUCUUUAUACAGAUGAAGGAUCAAAACAGUUGUACUGUUCCCCUCCGUCUCUUCCGAAAUCGUACCGUAUGUGCAUCCAGCGGUUUCAUGUUGUUUCUUCAACUUGCCGUAGCCGCACAGGCCUACUACUGGCCAAUAUACUUCCAGGCUGUCAAGAACACCAGCGCCAGAGAUUCUGGUAUCUACAUGUUUCCUUUUGCAGUCUCCAGCACCCUUUGCACUUUGGCAAGCGGCUGGAUCAUCUCAAGGAUAGGAUACUAUGUCCCUUUCAUGUGGAUAGGUACUCCAAUCCUUGCUAUAGGUGCGGGGCUUUUCCAAUUACUCGACGCCUACAGUCCAGCUCUACAUUGGGUGGGAUAUCAAAUUGUCACAGGCAUUGGCUUUGGCGUCUGCGGGCAGGUACCAAUCGUGGCAGUACAGGUAGUCUCACAUAAAGAGGACAUACCGACAGCCGUCGUGCUCAUCCUCUUUUUUGAAAGUCUGGGGGGCGCUUUGGCAACCAGUAUCGCUCAGAAUAUAUUUACUGAUAGUCUGCUCCAAGAUCUGGGAAAGAUCCGUGGUGUAGACGGCGGAGCAGUAGUCGAGGCUGGGGUCAAGGAGUUUAGACGGCUAGUUCCAUUGGAGCUGCUGGAUCAGGUCAUUUGGGCCUUUGAAGAAGCGUUAGGAAAUGUCUUUUGGCUAGCUUUGGCAAGUUCGGUCGCUGCUUUGCUUAUCAGUAUCGCUAUGGAGUGGCGUAAAUUGUCAGAUGAGACAGACGAGGAAGAUAUGGAUACGGAAUCGAUAUAG